UAUACUAACUAUAUUUAAUCAAUUAAUUUUGUCAAUAACUAUUCAAAAUCCACAUAAAUUUAUAAACUCGUUGCAAGACUUGGAUGAGAGACAAGAUUUGCAGCCAUUGUUAUACAUGUCAACCGCAGAACUAAAACAAAUUCAGCAAAUGUCGACUCCAAUAGAGACCCGGAUAAUAAACAGGGCUCUAAACGUGUUUAAUGAAAAUUAUUUUGACUUCACUUAUACGGGAAUGUAUUCCGAGUUUACAAAACUCAUGGUAAAAGUGAGGGAUCAGAGAAGUCAUGUGUUCAUAGCGUCUGAAUUUGCGAUGGAUUUCUAUACGAAACAAACGGAAACAUUUGGAUACACCGUUCAUAUGGCCAGAGAUGAGUACUUUGACAGACCCUAUGGUUUCCUCAUUCAUAAGGAUAACGCGGACUCAAUACUCGCCAUUCAAUUGAACCAAAUUCGGGCGUCCGAUGCCAUCAAACACCGGCCGGUCGGUGGCGAACGACUCGCCGGUAAGAUAAUUGCCAUUAAAAAUAAUAGUCAACGGUUUUUGCAAGACUUUCCGACCGACAGUAAACGCGUGGUCGUCGAUACGUGCCAACUCGUUGCCACCAAAAUUAAUACCCAAUAUGACGAUCAGAUUGUCAAACGCGCGCCGACUAAUCAAUACGGCGGCGUUUUUGUUACAAUUAUUGAUCAAUUAUAG
Molecule: messenger RNA, 697 nt
Organism: Medioppia subpectinata
Lineage: Eukaryota; Metazoa; Arthropoda; Arachnida; Sarcoptiformes; Oppiidae
Source: the annotation of a GenBank genome assembly